Messenger RNA from Mugil cephalus (flathead mullet), 2785 nucleotides. RefSeq names its product aarF domain containing kinase 2 (gene adck2). The coding region runs from base 291 to 2120 and encodes 609 amino acids. Gene Ontology annotation, cellular component: mitochondrion. The record is from RefSeq and is a predicted model, not a curated record. NCBI's taxonomy places the organism in Eukaryota, Metazoa, Chordata, Actinopteri, Mugiliformes, Mugilidae. The transcript is spliced from 9 exons.
UGACACCGCAGUGUUUUCAUCGAUGUGAUGUUUUCAAUGGAAGGUACAGUAACACCAGCUGAACCAUGAAAUUACUCGUUUGUCCACAGUAGUGAAAGAAGCAUUGGACUUUGUUCUCAUCCACAGGGAUGUACGCACGUCCAGGUGGACUUACCGCCGUGAACUGGAGCCGUUCUCAUGGAGAGCUCAGAUUGAAGUCUUCUUUUAUUAAUGUUUUAGCUUAAGGGGGGUUCACAAUACAAUCACAUGUGGACCAGUUCACCUCCUGGGCUGAGUUAGAACCGCUUGCUAUGAAUACUGCGAUGGCCUUUGGAGCGAGGGGACUCCUCCUCAGCCUGAGAUACACUUUCCAGAAAGCGGGAUCCAUCGCCAGGAUCAGACUCAUCCAGAACUCCAGGACGUGUUUCAGUAAAAGAGGGCAGAUUUUAACCCACAUCCCCAAAGUCACGCUGCUUUGUUGGGGUGCAGCCAGUGCCUCCUCGUGUGCAGCCAGAUGCCAGGAAGCGACUCUUCAAUCAAAGGCUCCUGACAGAAAGUCUGUAGCCAAGGUCCAAGUGCACAAGGUGAUAUUUUUUCUCCGCCUCAGCCUCCGUGCAUUGAUUCUGCUCCUCAAAUUUGGUCCCCUUCUCCUCCUCUCCCCCGUGGUCCUGCUGUCCACCAGCUUGGCGUCUCACUGGUUGGACGCUCUCCUGUGGGUGACCGAGACCUCCGGCCCCACCUUCAUAAAGCUGGGCCAGUGGGCCAGCACCAGGCGGGACGUCUUCCCCCAGGGGUUUUGCGAACGCUUCUCCAGGCUCCACGUCAGGGUGCGCCCUCACUCCUGGUCGCACACCAAGCAGUGUCUGCGGAGGGCCUUCGGGGAAAGCUGGAGGCGGGUUUUGGUGUUCGAGAGCAAAGAGCCGGUGGGCUCGGGCUGCGUUGCGCAGGUGUACCGAGGAUGGGCCAGGGUGGACCAGGUGGAGGACCCGGCGUUCCAGUCGCUGGUGGAGGAGAUGGACAAAGAAGACUUGCUGGAAGCCUGGGAGAUCCCUGGUCUGGGAGGAGUGAAGGACGCUCUGCGCCAGCUCUGGAGUAAAGAGGAGGAGGGCUACGAUGAGAGGUGUCAGCACGAGGAGGGCAGCGCAGACAAGGAGCGCCUCAUACCUGUGGCUAUCAAGGUGCUCCAUCCAGGCGUCCGGAGGCAGGUGGAGACUGAUCUGCUGCUCAUGAAAGCGGCCAGUUGGCUUCUGCACUGCCUGCCUGGACUCAAAUGGCUCAGCAUGUGUGAGAUAGUGGAGGAGUUUGAGAAGCUCAUGACCAAACAGAUUGAUCUCCGGUUUGAAGCCAAGAACAUCGACCAUUUCCGGGAAAAUUUCCGCGACGUGGAUUAUGUCAAAUUCCCGACUCCGUUACGGCCCUUUGUAACCAGGUCUGUCCUGGUGGAAACGUUUGAAGAGAGUGAGCCUAUUUCUAAAUACUUGCGCGCUGAGGUUCCUCUGGAGGUGAAGCAGAGAAUAGCCAGGAUGGGGGUAGACACCCUGCUGAAAAUGGUUUUUAUAGAUAACUUUGUCCACGGGGAUCUGCAUCCUGGCAACAUUCUGGUCCAGUGUCGGGGGCCUCUCCCCAGUGAGGAAGCUGGUAUCAUGGACCAAGGGAAGACAACCCUCACUGACCUGUGGGACACGGUGGUGGUCAGUGUCAGACCAGAGCCGUGUCCUCUCCAGCUGGUGCUGCUGGACGCUGGCAUCGUAGCCCACCUCAGCGACCACGACCUUGCCAACUUCAAGGCCGUCUUCACCGCUGUGGUGCUGCGUCAGGGCGAGAGAGUUGCAGAGUUGAUUUUGAAUCAUGCUCGAGCCAACGACUGUCAAGAUGUGCCUCAGUUCAAGAAGGAGAUGGCCGAGCUGGUGGAUCAUGCCCUCAGCAACACCCUCUCUCUGGGAAAGAUCCAAGUGGCUGAUUUGCUCUCCAGAGUUUUUGGUCUGCUCAUCAAGCACAAGGUGAAGCUGGAGAGUAAUUUCGCCUCCAUCGUGUUUGCCAUCAUGGUGCUGGAGGGUCUGGGCAGGUCACUCGAUCCCAAUUUGGACGUCCUGGAAUUGGCCAAACCCUUGCUGCUAAAGAACUGUGCCUCACUGCUCUGAUACACACACGUACACAGACGUAACCGAAGCACAAUGGGUCGCACACGCAAACAGGCAAACAUGUACAUGUCCUCUAUAUAAAGCGUCACUAAGUCCAGUGUAGUACGUGCAUAGAUACAGAUCAUGUAUAUGUGCUCCUAAUGCCACGAUGACUGGCCGGUUCCUCCGCACGAUCACCGUCUCCACAUUUCAGCAGCCAUAAAUACCUCAUUGCACUUUUACAUCCGUUACUUUUCCUUUCAAGACACUUGAAUUAUUUCAUCUAGCGUCUGAAAUCCACUUCUAGUCUCCCUCAGCUGAGCUGAAUGAAUGCAUAUAUGCGCUUUACCCGGAGCAGCCCUUGUAGUUCAUCGAGUUAAUAGAUGAGUCAGACACACAGGCGGCCUCAGAGACCGUUUGUAGUGAUUAAAGAUAUAAAACGAAACACUGCUAAAACCCCUAGAAGCCAUUUGAAAGUGUAUUUUAAUGACUAAUACUGAUCUCAGGAUCUUUUAUUACAUUUUAGGAAAUGUCCGUUUGUUUUAAUCAUAAUGUACUGUAACAUUUGUUCUAAUACACUGCAUUGAAGAUGUGAAGCCUUUUUCCAUUGACCUUUAACGUUCCAUUAAAAUAGCGGGAACACUCAAUAAAUUAUGCGCAUCAAUAAAAAAGGGAAUCAAUUCUAA